AUGCUAACAACAUUUUUUGAUCAGAAUAGAAACGAUGAAACAGCAAGGGUACAUUUGUAUAAAGAUUUUCCAAAACACUAUACUUGGAAUGGAAGCACACGCCGUUGGAGUCGUCGUUUCGGUAAAAAACAAAGAGGUCGUAUCGUUUCCGCUAAUCCAGCCGAAGGAGAAAGGUACUACUUACGCCUACUUUUGUCAAAUGUCAGAGGGCCUACUUCUUUCGAACAUCUUUGCACAGUUAAUGGUCAACGGUGUGCGACAUUUCGGAAAGCAGCUCUUGAGUUAGGCUUAAUAGAAGACGAUGAAUAUCUAUCACAAUGUCUCGAAGAAGCCUCUACGUUUCAGUUUCCCAAUGCUCUUAGAAGGUUAUUUGCGACCAUAAUGAUUUUUUGCCAACCUGGAGAUAUUCGAAAGUUAUGGAAUGACCACUUUGAUUCACUAUCUGAAGAUCAUCGGUUACACUGUCAAAGUAUAGAACGAGUUCAAAAUAUGGUUCUUACCGAAAUAAGUGUCUUGGUACAAUCCAUGGGUAAAAAUUUCAAUGAAUUCGACCUUCCUAAGAUAACUGACGAUGUUAACUUACAAGAUGCAGGUUAUCGUGAGUUACAAGAAGAGUAUGGGAUUGUUUUGGAACCUGAACACUUGAGUGCCAAACAUUCACUUAAUCCGGACCAAAAAAAUGUGUUUGAUGAGAUCAUGAUGCAUGUUGAUAAUGAUCUUCCAGGCGUGUUCUUUAUUGAUGGUCCAGGUGGAACUGGAAAAACAUUUUUAUACAUUGCCUUGCUUGCUGAAAUUCGGUCACGUGGUCUUAUUGCUCUCGCAACAGCUUCAUCAGGUGCAGCGGCUAAUAAUAUGCCAGGAGGUAGAACGGCUCACUCGAGAUUCAAGAUUCCUCUUAAUCUUGAAAAUAAUUCAAUGUGCAAUAUUAAAAAACAGAGUGGGGCCGCUAAACUGAUUCGCUCUGCCAAAAUAAUCAUAUGGGAUGAAGCGUCGAUGGCUAAACGACAAGCGAUAGAGGCAGUCGAUCGUACAUUCCAAGACAUUAUAGGUGUUAGUCUCCCAUUUGGUGGAAAGAUAAUGGUUAUGGGAGGUGACUUCAGACAGGUGUUGCCGGUUAUCAAACGUGGCACUCGAGCACAGAUUGUAGACUCCAGCGUACGAAUGUCACCUCUUUGGUCUUUGACUAAGAAGAUGCGGUUGACCAUAAAUAUGAGAGCGCUGAAAGAUCCAUGGUUUUCUAAAUUUCUUUUAAGAGUCGGCGAUGGAACUGAAGAACCAAUCGAAGGAAACUAUAUCCGCAUACCCGAUGACAUGACAAUUCAGUGCAACAACAGAGAAAACGCUAUAAAAGAAUUGAUCCAUGCCAUCUUUCCAUCAAUUCAAGAUAAUGUAUAUUCUUCAGAUUAUAUAAUCUCUAGAGCAAUAUUGUCCACUAAAAAUGAUAGUGUUGACGAGAUUAAUAAUCAAAUGAUUGAAAUUUUUCAAGGGGAGGAAAAAGUUUAUUACAGUUUUGAUGAAGCUGAAGACGAUCAGCGCAACUUCUAUCCGGUCGAGUUCUUAAAUUCGCUAAAUGUUAGUGGUUUGCCGCCUCAUAAGCUUCAUUUAAAAAUUGGAUGCCCAAUAAUAUUGUUACGUAAUAUCGAUCCAUCACAUGGCCUGUGUAAUGGCACGCGGUUGAUAUGUAAAGGUUUCAUGCGAAAUGUUAUUGAUGCGGAAAUUGCAGUCGGUCAACAUGCCGGAAAAAGAGUUUUUUUGCCAAGAAUCCCUCUAACCCUUUCUGAAGAUGACAUGUUCCCAUUUAAGCUGAAAAGAAAACAAUUUCCAAUUCGAAUUAGCUUUUCCAUGACGAUUAAUAAAGCUCAAGGUCAAACAAUUCCGAACGUUGGUAUUUAUCUACCGGAUUCUGUAUUUUCACAUGGACAACUUUAUGUCGCGUUAUCAAGAGGGAUUUCAAGACAAAGUACGAAGGUGUUGGUACAUCUCGCCAAAGAAUUCAAACAACGCGGAGUUUACACAUCAAAUGUUGUCUACCAGGAAGUGUUGCGUGAUUAA
Molecule: messenger RNA, 2052 nt
Organism: Helianthus annuus (common sunflower)
Lineage: Eukaryota; Viridiplantae; Streptophyta; Magnoliopsida; Asterales; Asteraceae
Product: ATP-dependent DNA helicase PIF1-like
Exons: 1
Coding region: 1-2052 (683 amino acids)
Biological process (GO): telomere maintenance; DNA repair
Molecular function (GO): ATP hydrolysis activity; DNA helicase activity
Source: RefSeq, a predicted model, not a curated record